Molecule: messenger RNA, 936 nt
Organism: Mesorhabditis belari
Lineage: Eukaryota; Metazoa; Nematoda; Chromadorea; Rhabditida; Rhabditidae
Source: the annotation of a GenBank genome assembly
AUGCUUUUCAAUUCAACUAAAAGAAAAUUUCAAUAUUCUGUGCUACCAUUGGAGCUGAAAUUUGCCGUUUUCGAUCACGUCAACUGGGACGAGUCGCUGAAUUGUAUGAAGGUCAGCAAACAAAUACGCAAGAUCUCUCUCUCGAGUGGGCCUUUCACGAAAAAUCUACAAGAAAUUUCUCUUAAACGUCUUGAUUCAAUCACCGAGCAAUAUUUGCUUCGAAUUACGUCGAAAAAUCGUGAAACCGAGCUCGCUCUUGAUGGAUGGGAACUCGUUUGGCAAAGAUGGGCCUUCGUUCGACGCAUUCGAUAUCUCGAGCAGCAGUUCCGGUACCAGGCGACGAGUCGCUCGAUUGCAAGCAAUAAUGUGCGGGUUUUAGAACCUUUCCGAGUGUUCAGCAAUUACUACGCUCCGGAUAAACGCAAGAAUCUCACAUAUAAGGUUUUGAAAUCGGCUGUCAUCGCAAUUGCUGCCAGAAUCAACAAUCAAUCUAGUGGAUCGAAAUACCGUAAGUACCGCCGGCCAUCAGCAAGGAGAAGUGGUGUUUGGUGGGAUGUUGAUGCAAUCUGGUUUAUUGACUAUCCGGCCUCCAUCUACGUUCGUCCGCUGACCCAAAUCGAGAUCUCGGAUAACAAGAUGGUGGUGUAUCCUCGUAAUGGUCGAGCAGAGGAUUUGGUUCGAUUUGAAACCCGCUUCCUUUUGAUGAAGGUACUUAACUUUUGUGCCAGCGUCAUCUCUCUCGUUUUGUUGCUCUGGGCCGUUUGUGAAAAUUACUUGACGGCUCGUGUUCGCUUUUACGAACUUUUUGACGCAAUUGGUUUUUGGAGCCUUUUGGCGACACUUUUGUGCAUCAACGAUGUUUUGGGUGAUUGCAAAGAUCUCUAUAUAGAAGCCAAGAAGAUCUUGGCAUCCGUUUCUCUACUUGAAGGCCAAAGC